AUGGAACGGACAGCAGUUGACGGGAAACGAGUUCCCAAACCGAUGAAACGCUGGAGUCCGAGCCCAACACAGAAAAAAAAGAAGAUCAGUAAGCGAGCUGCCACCAGAAGUGUAUCGGGACGUCGUGGUGAGAGGAGCCGCAGUGGAAGGGGAAGAGCGGAUGAGCAACAAGUGCAGGUCGUCACUCCGGUACGUACCCCAGUCCAGCCACGAGGUCGUAACGCUGAGAGGAGCAACGUCAACCAUAAAAGAGUGUUGCCUUCGAUAGCAUGCAGUGCUAGAGGUGCGAAUCGCAAACGUGCCGGAAGCCCACCGUCAGGAGCCGCCAAGAGAGCUCCAGCCCGACGUCAAAGUCCGCCAGUAGAAGAGGAAUCCGAGGAGAGUGACAGGGAUUCUGAGGAGGAGAUGGAGGAGGAGGAGGAGGUGGAGCAGGUGGAGCCUCAACCAAAGGUCCCGAGUCUUAUGCCACGCGCCGAGAGCCCAAAGGAGAAUCCAGAAGCUCCGUCAUCAGGUGAAACAUCUGAAGCCGAGUCUGAGGAGGGGGACGACGACAAGGAUCAGACGGAUUCUCAGAUGAAGGAGAAUGAGGAGGAUGAGGAGUGUGACACAUCAUCUGGAGCGGAAACGGAAGAAUCUUCUUCUAAAAAAGUGUCACCGGACCGCCCGUGCACUUCAAGUCAAAAUGCUCCAGGAGCCGACGAGUCAAGAUCACCGAGUGCUGAAUCGGAGCAGACGACGACGACACCAGAAUUGAAUUCGUCGAAUUCCACGACGUCAAGUCGUCAGAGUGAGAAUCCAGAUGCAAUGGAGCAGAAGGAAGAAGUUGAUGUGCCACCAUCCACUCCCCGCCAACCCAGACGCCUCGACAAAUUGACACAAUUGAAUCCUGCCACAUCAUCAUCAUCAUCUAGAGCGGUGUCGGAGGAGCUUGAAGUAGAAUCGACGAAUGCUCCGAGAGCUGAGGAGAACAAGGAGAACGUUGUUGCUGCUGAAAAUUCAGAAGCAAUGGAGCAGGAGGAAGAAGUUGAUAUGCCACCAGCUCACCGCCCAUCUAUCCGCCUCGAAGAUGUUUCGUCGACAUCAACUCAAAAUGCUCAGAGAGCCGAGAACACAUCUGGAGUCGAAAACGAGGAGCCGAGUGUGACGACUCCUUCUACACCAAUCCGUUGUCAUGAGAGCUCAGAAGCAAUGGAGCAGGAGGAAGAAGUUGCUAUACCACCUCCCGUCAUCUCUUCCCCACCGCCAACUCGCCGCCUAACUAGACUCCUUGCCAAAUCGAAUCCAGUUGAGCCUGUCCCAAGAGCUGUAUCGAAGGAACCACUGUCUUCUUCUAAGAAACAAACCAGAGACGUUCCAUCUACGUCAAGCCAGUUGGAUUCGGACCGUCCGUCUACAUCGUCAAGCAAAAAUGCUCUAAGAGCACAACAGCAAGUGGAGAAGGAGAACGUGCCGACCACCACGUCAAGUGAAGUCACCGCAAAUCUUUCAAAACUCGCGUGCUGCCCCACCGACGACGCCACCACUCUCCCAUACCACGCCGGUAAUCUCCGCUGCGUGAACAACCCAGACUGCCGAAUCCCUCCAGACGCAGAAUUCUGGGAGCUCGAGGACAGUGUCACAGAGACGUUCUACUGUCUGAAGUGUUUCGAUGAGAAAAAACCGAAAGGAAAGUUCGAAAAGAAGAAGAACGACAACGACGAAGUGGAGCCGAUUCUGGAGUGCCAGAAGUGUCGUGGGAGCUUCCAUCAGUGUUGCUCAUUCUAUUAUGAAGAGGACCUGUCGAAGUUCAUCUGUGAGGUGUGUACCGGAGUCCGUGUCAAGAAAACGAUUGAUGGGGUGGAGAAGUCUCCACUGGCAGCGUACAUGACCAAGAAGAUGUUGAAUUUCUUGGCGAGUCGACUCGGCGGCGUUGUGGAGCACCCGAUUCGAAUUUGUGGAUACUCCGAGGCAAAGAGCGCAAAGAGCUCGACCGUCGUCCCGCCCAUCUUGAGACAGCAAUUUGUGAAGAAGCACUCGAAGACGAUGAACUACGUGUCGAGAGCUCUCCACGUCUACCAGAGAAUCGACGACGUGGAUGUCAUCACUUUUGCCAUUUAUACGGCAGAAUAUGAGUUUCGCGGAGGAGAGGAGAAAUGGAGUUUGAUCGACUACAUCGACUCGCUACCGUAUUUCAAGAAAUUCGACGGAGUUCAAAAAAAGGAAAUCCACCACAUGCUAAUCCACACCUACUACGAAUACAUGGGCGGUCUUGGAUUCAGGAGUGCCCAUCUAUGGUCGAACCCACCACAGAAGGGAGAUGAUUAUGUAUUCAAUAUCCACCCAUUCGACCAACCAUUCUUGAAUCCCACUGGAUUGAUUGGUUGGUAUCAAUCGCUUCUCAGAGCCGGACAGGAAAAGAAGAUACUCGCCGGGUUCUCCGAUUUCCAAGGAGCCAGAAGCCGAUUCGCGAAGCCUAUCGAUAUUCCAGUUUUUGUCGGAUCCAUAUGGUCUACUGUGUUCCAGGAGGCCAAGAAGACAACGUCAAUGAAAGUUUUCGAGAGCGAAUUGGAGGAGAAGAAGGCGAAACAUGGCGACGACAACUUCUUCAUUGAGAUCGCCGCCCCGACCACUCGCCAACCACAAGAGACCGCCCAUCACACACAUGAGAUUCUUGGGGACCGAGUGAAGUUGCUGGAGAUGUGUGUGGAGAAGAACUGGCAAUUUGAGAACUUGAGACGUGCCAAGUAUUCAUCGGUGGCGCUGAUUCGGAUGAUGGAGGAGCAGGAAUAG
Molecule: messenger RNA, 2769 nt
Organism: Caenorhabditis remanei
Lineage: Eukaryota; Metazoa; Nematoda; Chromadorea; Rhabditida; Rhabditidae
Exons: 9
Coding region: 1-2769 (922 amino acids)
Biological process (GO): positive regulation of transcription by RNA polymerase II
Cellular component (GO): histone acetyltransferase complex; transcription regulator complex
Molecular function (GO): histone acetyltransferase activity; transcription coactivator activity; chromatin DNA binding
Source: RefSeq, a predicted model, not a curated record